Sporothrix brasiliensis 5110 is the source of this 348-nucleotide messenger RNA. RefSeq names its product small nuclear ribonucleoprotein D3. The coding region runs from base 1 to 348 and encodes 115 amino acids. Gene Ontology annotation, molecular function: RNA binding. NCBI's taxonomy places the organism in Eukaryota, Fungi, Ascomycota, Sordariomycetes, Ophiostomatales, Ophiostomataceae. The transcript is spliced from 2 exons. Gene Ontology annotation, biological process: spliceosomal snRNP assembly; RNA processing. Gene Ontology annotation, cellular component: precatalytic spliceosome; U5 snRNP; U4 snRNP. The record is from RefSeq and is a predicted model, not a curated record.
AUGACGUCCACGAUUGGUAUUCCAAUCAAGCUGCUCAAUGAGGCCCAGGGCCACAUUGUCACGCUCGAGAUCACGUCCGGCCAGACCUACCGCGGCCGCCUGCUGGAAGCCGAGGACAACAUGAACGUCCAGCUCAAGGACAUUACGGUCACGGCACGCGACGGCCGCGUCUCCCACCUCGAACAAGUCUACAUCCGCGGCUCCCACGUCCGCUUCUUUAUCGUGCCCGACAUGCUCCGCAACGCGCCCAUGUUCCGCAGUCGUAAUGCGCGCGGUCGGGGUGUUGGUCUGGCGCGUGGCCGUGCAACGGUCAGCCGUGCGCGGGCAGGCGGCCGAGGAGGCCGGUAA